AACUCUAAAUUACAACAUGAUCAACUGUGGUUCAAUUUAUGUACGUAUCAUCUCUCUUGUCGAGUCGUUAUCACAGCUCACAGCUAAAGAUAUUGGCAGGCUGAGUUUUCAGUUUGAUGUCCAGAACUUUAAGCACAAUGGUUACAAUAUGCAAGAACCUGUCCAGCACCAUCACCCUAAAUGACGGGAAGUCCAUGCCUAUGUUUGGUCUGGGGAUGUACCUCAGCAAAUCGGGCUCUGGUGGCAGUGCUGAGAAGGCUGUCACUCAUGCACUGAAAAAUGGGUACAAGUUGAUUGACACUGCUGAAUUUUAUGGGAAUGAAAGUGAUGUUGGCCGAGGCAUCAAGGCAUCUGGACUUAAAAGAGAAGAUUAUUUUGUUGUCACAAAAGUCUGGACCAAUGGAGCAGAUGUGUGUCGUUCUGCAUUCACAACAAGUCUUGAGAAAUUGGAUAUUGGUUAUGUUGAUCUAUACCUUAUCCACUCUCCUGGGCAGGGGAAGAUAGUGGAAACCUAUAAAACCAUGAUGGAUUUUCAGAAACAGGGACUUGUCAAAUCGAUUGGUGUGUCCAACUUUGGAGUGCAUCACCUCGAAGGAAUGAAAGCUGCAGGUUUGCCAACGCCGACAGUCAACCAGAUCGAGCUUCACCCAUGGAUGAAGAAGAAGGACAUUGUCCAGUACUGUCAGGCCAACAAUAUUACUGUCAUGGGUUACUCGCCCUUGGUGAAAGGUCAACGAUUUAAUGAGCCAUGUUUGGUGGAAGUUGCUAAGAGGUUGGGCAGGACAACGGCCGAAGUUCUAAUCCGGUACAGUGUUCAGAUGGGUUAUAUCACUAUCCCUAAGUCUGAGAAACCUGAGAGAAUAUCGGGAAAUACCUCGGUCUUUGAGUGGGAGAUUCCACAGUCGGACAUGGAUGUCUUGAAUUCAUUUCCUGAGAGUUCCUGCACAUGGAAUCCGUGUCUGUUUCCAUGGAAUGGAUGAUUGAAGCAAAGAUGCAAACAGUUUUGGGGGAUAUUGUAAGCCUGUCCCUCUUGAACUACCUACAGAGUAAUACCUACCAGAAGUCACUGCAACAGUUCUCCUUCAGAAGAUCCUAUAAACAGCUUCCUAUGCCAUAUAUACAAGGGUUUUAAUUCUCUACACGUUUUCUUCUUUUGCUUAAUUCUUAUACUCCUGUUAUGGUCAGUGUUUUUCCUGAUGCGAGUCAGCCAACUUACUCCAGUUUUGAUGCUCUUAUUAAUAUUGAUUUUUUAUAUUUCUCUGACUGUGUUAUUGUUAUGAGACUUUUUAUAUCUCUUGUGAGGAACUUGUCUUAGUAUUAGAGGAUCAGAAACUGUGACUGCAAAGUCUUGUGUGAUAAAUGGAGAGAAAAAAUUGAACAUUUUAA
This is a messenger RNA of Haliotis rubra (blacklip abalone), 1386 nucleotides long. Its product is annotated as glyoxal reductase-like. The coding region runs from base 117 to 980 and encodes 287 amino acids. Gene Ontology annotation, molecular function: oxidoreductase activity. The record is from RefSeq and is a predicted model, not a curated record. The transcript has 7 exons. NCBI's taxonomy places the organism in Eukaryota, Metazoa, Mollusca, Gastropoda, Lepetellida, Haliotidae.